Messenger RNA from Acaulospora morrowiae, 826 nucleotides. Lineage: Eukaryota; Fungi; Glomeromycota; Glomeromycetes; Diversisporales; Acaulosporaceae. The record is from the annotation of a GenBank genome assembly.
AUGCGAACAAAACGAACGAAACAGUAUAAACGUCUUAUGGCUUUAUAUUCCUUCUCCUUUGGCUUCAGAGAACCUUAUCAAAUUCUAGUGGACGGUGAUUUUAUGUAUACCGCGCUAAAGUUUAAAAUGGAUAUUUGCAAACAGCUACGUACAGUAUUGCUUGGAAAUACAAAGCAAAUGUAUACUUCUUGCACCUUGGCAGAAGUAAGAAAGAGAGGUGAAGGGUGGAGUGAGACGGAAAUGGCUUUGGAGCAAUUCGAACGACGUGGUUGUUCGCAUAAGAAAAGACUUGUUUCGAGUACAGAAUGUUUAGCUUCGAUUAUAGCAAGCGAUAAUCCUCAUAAUUAUUGCGUUGCUACUCAAAAUGAAUCACUUCGUGAGCUAUUUAGAACCGUCCCUGGUGUUCCAUUAUUAUAUAUAAAUAGAUCUGUUUUAAUAGUUGAGCCACCUUCUGGGAUCACUCUGGAAAAAGUAAAACAGAUUGAAGUUGAAAAAACUCGAGCACCUCACGAUGAGAUUAAAUUUUUAAAAAAAGCAAAUUCCAGCACAAUCAAUAAAAACAAUGGUGAACAUGCUAAAAAACAAAAGAAACGUAAAGGCCCUAAAGAACCUAACCCUUUGAGUCGCAAGAAAAAAAAAAGUGAUUCUUCGUCUGCACUCGGUGAUACUCAAAAAAGCGUAAAAAGCAAAACAUAUACGAAAGAAAAGAAUACAAAUAGCAUCAAAAGAAAACACGAUGAAUUAUCUGAUGAUAUAAAUAAUCCGAUUCCACUGAAAUUGCAGAUCAAAGAUGGAAAAACCAACAAGAAUAGUGAUCAUAUUGAUA